Drosophila rhopaloa is the source of this 7543-nucleotide messenger RNA. It is a transcript of the gene Rme-8, whose product is annotated as dnaJ homolog subfamily C member 13. Gene Ontology annotation, biological process: regulation of early endosome to late endosome transport; receptor-mediated endocytosis; endosome organization. The coding region runs from base 177 to 7403 and encodes 2408 amino acids. Gene Ontology annotation, cellular component: endosome membrane. The transcript is spliced from 21 exons. The record is from RefSeq and is a predicted model, not a curated record. NCBI's taxonomy places the organism in Eukaryota, Metazoa, Arthropoda, Insecta, Diptera, Drosophilidae.
UCUAAUUAUUAGUGUUGUGUAGCUGCUUUACUGCUAAAUUGUUUAUUGCAAAAAAUCUGCGAACAGGAAAUUGUAGGACAAAUAACCAAUCGACCAAGCGACGAAAUGUGUUAGAUGUUUAAGUUGCUGACUAAUACUAGGUGGAAGGUAAUCAGUUCGACUCGCCGCAAGAAACGAUGCUGCCGCCGAGGGAAAACGUCGACCUGGAGUGCUUCCUGGUUACCAAGCACUCCUGGAAGGGCAAGUACAAGCGCAUCCUAUCCAUCGGCACAGCCGGCAUCUCCACUUACAAUCCGGACAGGUGCGACCUGACCAACAGAUGGUCCUACUCGGACGUCGUUGCAGCAGCACCCUCAAAGACUUCAAAUAUACCCAAUGAGUUUGUCCUGACUAUCAAGAAGGAUAAGAAACUGGAUACAAUCAAAUUGUCGUCGGAAUACCGCAACGACAUACUCAGUUCGAUAUUGAAAUACCACAAGGAGUUUGCCGACAAGCCCAAGAAUGCUCAGCGCUUCAGUGCUUACAAGUACCACUGGUCAGGCAUCAGCCUGCCCACUGUGCUGGAGGUCACGCCCUGCUCACUGGACCAGCUCGAUCCAACCACCAACGAUGUGCUUGCCAGCUAUAUGUACAAGGACAUAGAGGGAAUAAUAGCAGGAAUCUCGGAUUAUGAGGGAGGAAUCGUUAUGGCCUAUGGAGGAUUCAGCCGCUUGCAUCUGUUCAAGGCGUUAAAUCACCACGAAAUCGUGCAGAACAUUGCGCAAAGAUCUGCGCAAUUUUUGGGAAUCGAAACCAAAAUACUCAAAAGUCAGAUCACUCUGGAGCAGUUCGAGAGGCAGCGGUUUGGCAAAUUCAGCGGUGACCAGUUUCAAACCUCAUCGACCGAGUUCUCAGUGCAUAAAAUAACGCCCCGCCAUCCGGAUCCGGUGAAGCGCAUCCUUUGCCUUACAGAGGUGACUCUUCUGGAAAGGGAUCCCCAGACCUAUAGCGUAUGCACACUGCGUCCGCUCACCGAUGUGUUCGCUCUGGUUCGAGACAAAGACAAUCUGCAACGCUUCAGCAUCGAGUACAAAAAUGGAAUAGUGCGCAGCUACAGCACCAACGAUCGGGACUCGUUGCUGGCCACUGUGCUGGAUGCGGUGCGCUCCAGUGGCAAUCAGGAUGUGCACAUCCGUAUUGGCAACACGCCGCGUGGCAAACGGUAUGUGCCGCUGAACAGCUCCGUAGACGAGGAGACGGAGGCGAACUUGAUGCGCAUGGUCAUCAACAAUUUCCAGAACCCUUCAAAGCGAUAUGAGAUUCUAGAGCGUUUCAAUGCCAACGUGCCUCACAGUGGUCUUAACUACAGCGUAACCCAAGAUAGCUUGUUUGCUGAGAACAAAGAUAAGCUCAUCCUAAGUGCUCUGCAGGCGUUGGCCCAAAAAGAGCUGGACAGUCCCACCGCCCAGCUAAGCAACUUGGAACUGGAGGCCAUAUUCCAUGCCCUUACGCGUCUGCUGGCGAGCAAAGUGGGCUACGCAGCCUUUACCAAUCUCCCGGGCUUUCGUGAGAUCAUCGGUACAAAGGUAGUGGCCGCUUUACGGCGCAAGGAUCUGGCUGUGACGUACUCUGCCAUUGAUAUGAUAAACUCCCUAAUGCAUUCUGUAAAUUCUGACCACGAUUUAAAGCAAGAGCAGCUGAAUAAGUCAUCCAUUUUGUCAUCCAAAUCGUUUCUUGAAACAUUGCUAAAUAUGUGGACAACACAUGUGAGUCAUGGCAGUGGUGCUCUGGUGCUAUCCGCCAUGCUGGACUUCAUGACCUUUGCCUUGUGUGUGCCUUACAGCGAGACCACAGACGGCAAGCAGUUCGACAUUCUGCUGGAGCUGGUCGCAGAUCGUGGUCGCUAUUUGUACAAACUGUUUCAGCACCCCUCGCUGGCGAUCGUGAAGGGAGCUGGCCUGGUGCUGCGGGCCAUCAUUGAGGAGGGCGAACUGCAAGUGGCCCAGCAAAUGCAGGCCUUAGCUCUGGAUGAGGCGGCGCUGUGCCGCCACUUGCUGGUGGCCCUGUACACGCCCUCCAAUGAUCCCACCCAGACCACGCAACGUCAGUUGUCGCGCCAUUUAAUAGGACUGUGGCUAACGGACAGCGAGGAAGCAAUGGAUCUGUUCAAGCGCAUUUUCCCCGCUGGUCUGUUGACUUUCUUGGAGUCGGAGGAUUCUGUUCCGGAGUCGGACAUUGAGGAAGACAAACUUAAUUUUCGUGACAAUCUCAAAUUUGCAAUACAACAUUCCAACAAAACUCGAAAGAAUGUGAUAGAGAAGCAUUUACAAGGCAUCAAGCAUUGGGGAAUGAACCUCAUUGAGAAGCAGGAUGGAGCGGCUCAAGCUCUGAAGAAUCGUCCAGUGGUACUACGUAAUCGACGCCAAAAGAAAAAGACAUCCGAUGACGUUGUGAAUCUGCCUUACUUCUUUUACAACUUUGCCAAAGAUCACAGCCUUCCAAAUUUAAUAUGGAAUCACAAGACCCGCGAGGAAUUGCGUAUGUGCUUGGAGAACGAACUGCGACAGUUUCUCAACGAUCGUGACUUAGCCGGCCAAAUGAUUGUGGCCUGGAAUUAUCAAGAAUUCGAGGUGGGCUACCAAUGUCUGGCUGAUGAGAUCAAAAUCGGGGACUACUACAUUCGGUUGAUACUGGAGAAGGACGACUGGCCGCAGAAUCUAGUAAAGGAUCCGAUUGAACUAUUCAAUGCCUUGUAUCGGCGAGUGUUGUGUCGUCAGCGCGUAAAUGAUGACCAGAUGACUGUAUUUUCUCUUCAGGCUUUGGCAAAGGUCUACCGCCGUUAUCACGCGGAGAUUGGCAAGUUCAACGAUAUGUCGUACAUUCUGCAGCUAAGCGAUAGGUGUCUAUCCCCAUCCAUGCGCGAUGCACUGAUCAACCUCAUUUCUUGUCUGGUGCUGGAGAAAUCCAACAGUCGAGCCCUCAUCGAUCAUGUGCAGUGCCUGGUGGAUCUCAUCACUCUAGCCCAUCUGCACAAGGGACGGGCCCAGCUCAAUACCAAAACAAAUGUGAUUGAAGCAGGUCCGAAUAUGGCUGCCUAUGAAGAGAAGGAUUGGUAUUACAACAUCGAGAAAGAUGGCCAAAAGCCAGAGCGCCAGGGACCCAUCACUUACUCCGAGCUCAAGGAACUCUGGCAGAAAGGACUAAUUACACCCAAGACCCGUUGCUGGGCUAUCGGAAUGGAUGGCUGGCGAUCUCUUCAGCAGAUCCCGCAGCUAAAGUGGUGUCUUAUUGCCAAAGGCACUCCGCUCUACGACGAGACUGAGCUUUCCUCAAAGAUUCUAGACAUACUGAUCAAGUGCACCAGCUUUUUCCCGAGUCGCACCCAGAAUGGAGUAGCAGUGCUAAUUCCAGGACCGAAGUUGUCCCGAAAGCUUUCGGAAUUCAUCUGCCUACCGCAUGUGGUACAAGUUUGCCUUACCCAUGAUCCCGGAUUGCUGGAGCGCGUGGCCACGCUGCUUUACCAGAUUAUGGAGGACAAUCCGGAGAUGCCCAAGGUCUACCUCACGGGAGUCUUCUACUUCAUGCUCAUGUACACAGGGAGCAACAUUUUACCUAUAACCAGAUUCCUCAAGAUGACUCAUAUGAAGCAAGGAUUCCGCAGCGAGGAGACCUCUCAAUCCGGUAUCAUGCACCGCAGCAUUCUAGGACAACUGUUGCCCGAAGCUAUGGUCUGUUUCCUGGAAAACUACAGCGCAGAGAAGUUUGCGGAGAUCUUCCUUGGCGAGUUCGACACGCCGGAGGUGAUUUGGAGCUCGGAGAUGCGACGUCUGCUAAUAGAAAAGAUCGCUGCCCACAUAGCGGACUUUACGCCACGACUCCGGGGCCAUACAAUGGCAAGGUAUCCGUACUUGGCCAUUCCAGUGAUUAGCUAUCCGCAGCUGGAGAAUGAGUUGUUUUGUCACAUCUACUAUCUCCGUCACCUAUGCGACACACAAAAGUUUCCCAACUGGCCCAUCUCGGAUCCGGUGCAACUUCUAAAGCACACACUCGACGCCUGGCGCAAGGAGGUGGAGAAAAAGCCUCCUCAGAUGACAAUCCAGCAGGCUUAUGAGGAUCUGGGCAUCAACCUCACCAAGACUCCUAAGCCAGACGAGUCCAUGAUUCGCAAGAGCUACUAUAAGCUGGCCCAACAAUAUCACCCCGACAAAAAUCCCAAUGGGCGCGAGACAUUCGAGAAAGUAAAUCAGGCUUACGAGUUCCUUUGCUCGCGAAAUGUGUGGAGCUCGGGUGGACCAGAUCCCAAUAAUAUUGUGCUUAUACUUCGCACCCAGAGUAUUCUUUUCGAGCGUUAUCCGGAUGUUUUGCGACCCUACAAAUACGCUGGCUACCCACAGCUCAUUAAAACCAUUCGCCUGGAGACUCGUGAUGACGAACUAUUCUCAAAGGAGGCCCAACUGCUAACAGCUGCCUCUGAGUUGUGUUACCACACGGUGCACUGCUCCGCCUUAAAUGCCGAAGAGCUACGUCGAGAAGAGGGUAUAGAGGCCCUGCUGGAGGCCUACACCCGCUGCGUGUCCAUUCUUGGAGUGGACUCCAAGCCAGAGUCACUGCACUAUCAGGUCAUUUCGAACGUGACACGCUGCUUUGAAGUGGCCUGUAACUUCGAGAAGUGCAAGCAAAAGAUCAUUCAGCUGCCACAGCUACUGUCGGACGUAUGCCGCGUUGUCUAUUUCAAGCACACGCUUUCAGUGAGCCUGGUGACCAGUCUGGCGGCCAACAACUACGACCUGCAAUGUCAACUGUCGCGAAACGGAGUCCUGUGGUCCUUGCUGCUAUUCAUAUUUGAGUAUGACUACACACUAGACGAGAGUGGUGUGGAGGUCAGCGACAAGUCCAACCAGCAACAGCUGGCCAACAACCUGGCGAAGAUGGCCGUCCUCGGGUGCAUUUCCCUAGCGGGUUACAGCAUGGAGUUACGUCAGAAACCGGUGACGGGGAGCGAGGCUAAUUCGCCAGCGGCCAAGCCGCCACCAGCCAUCAAGCCGAAGCCAUCGGUAACCGCUCCAUCAAGUUCAACAUACACCCAGAACGCCCACAAUCCGCUGCAAAGUAAACAGUUGGCCAUCACUACCGGCAAGGAGAAGGAGCCAGACUCCUCUUCCGGCAGCAGUGACACCUCCAGCUCCACGCCCACCGAUAGCGAGCAACAACAACAGGUAACGAGGAGCAGUCCCAGUGCCAUCCAGCAGAAAUACAUUGUGACGGGGGAGGCGAAGAACUCCCUGAUCAAGCAGGUGCUCGAUCGUCUGCUUACCCGUUACAUUGCCAACCAGUUGGCCACGGCUCGCGACAGCGAUGUUCUCAAGUUGCUCACGGCAAACACGCGCAAUCCUUACCUUAUCUGGGACAAUGGCACACGCGCUCAGCUCAAGGAUUUUCUCGAACAUCAGCGUACGGCCUCCGCCAAGGAGACGCACGAGGACAUUACACAGCUUUCCGAGCUAGUCUCCAGCUUCGAGUUCGAUGCACAUAAAGACGAGCUGCAGAUCGGCGGUAUAUUCAUACGCAUCUAUAACGACAUGCCAACCCAUCCCAUUACACACCCAAAACUCUUCAUCAUGGAUUUGCUGGAGUACCUAAAGCACGCCUUUCAAUUUCUGCAGUACAAAAAGAAUCCGGCAUCAGCUGCCCCUGCUGUUAUCGGUGCUCCCAAAAUGGGCAGUGAUGGCAUCCUGACUCCCACGCUGGCACCCAAUCAUCCUCAGCUGCAGCAGGCGGCGACGGGCAAAACGGGCAGCACCUUUGACGAAGUGCUCAGUGCGUACAACCGAUCCAAAAGCCGGAAGAAGCUAGAGACAGACGCCCAGACGGAACAGCAGUUGGCCCUGCAGCAGUGCAAAUACGACUUCGGCAGCGAUGGGAAGCUUGAGUUGCAUGUUACUAUGGUGCUCAAAGCAUUAAUCUCGGUGAUCAAGUCAAACGCCGAGGUGGAGAUCCAGUGCAUCGGGAACUUCGACAUGAUCUUCGGCUUUCUGGCUAACAAUAUAUUCCCCGAUAACUCCACUGUUAAGUCCGUGGCCUUGGAGGUGGUUUCUUUGGUUUCACGCAACAAGGAAUGCGUCUCGGAGGUGGCAGCCUGUGAAAUCCUGGGCAACUAUCUGGUGGCUCUCAAGGACCCAGAGCUUCGUGCAAGCCAAGUGAAAGUGUUGGAGACUCUAUCUGGCCUGAUGAACGUGCAAGAGAUGAUCAAGGAGGCCCAGGCCAAGGGCGCCACCAUCUACCUGCUGGAUAUGUUCUGCAACUCGCGUAAUCCACAGAUCCGCGAGAUGUGUGCCAGUAUUCUGGCUAAGAUGACGGCGGACCGUCUGAGUGGUCCCAAGGUGCGGAUCACUGUGUCGAAAUUCCUGCCAGCUUUGUUCAUCGACGCUAUGGUGGAGUCGCCGCCCACAUCUGUUCAGCUCUUCGAGUCUAUCCAUGAGCAUCCGGAGUUGAUUUGGAACGACAGCACGCGAUCGAAUGUUUGUGAUGCUGUGGCCGAGACGUGCGAAAGAUUCUAUCAGUUGCAGAAGGCGAAUCCCCGCCAUGUGUGGAAGGAUCCGGAAAUACUUAAGGACAUUGUAUCCAACGAAAUCGUCGUGGCCGGCGUCUACCUCCGACUGUUUGUCAGCAAUCCCGCCUGGACGCUUCGCAAGCCCAAGCAGUUCCUCUCCGACCUCCUGGACUUUGUCGUCGAACAGAUCGGCAAGAGCUCCUCCGAGCAGGAUGUGCUGGACCUCUCCACCACGGCACUUGUAGAGCUCCUGCGCUCGCAGCCCAACCUUUCGGACGAUAUCCCAGUGCUGGGGCACAUACCGAAGCUGUUCAACCUGCUCUCGGUGCAGCCAAAGAAUACGCUAUCAGUAUUACAUCAGCUCUCGCUGUCUGAGUUCUGCGUAAGUGCCAUCUCACAGACAGAGUGUGUGGCUCCGUUGAAGAAGUGCAUGGAGCACAAUAGAGAUUGCAUCGAGAAGGCCUGCGAGGCGCUAAGCCGACUGUUUAAGCACCAGCAUGACUCACUGAUAAGUCAAUCCCUGGAGGUGGGUCUUAUACCAUUUUUGCUGGGACUGUUGGACAGCCGACUGGAGUUCGUGGACAAUCCUUCGGCGGUCAAGGCGCAAAUUGUCGCGGCGCUGAAAGGCAUGACGCACAAUCUUAACUACGGCGAUCGGGUCACGCAAAUCUUGCUCAAGCAUCCCGUGUGGGCCGAGUUUAAGGAUCAGCGCCACGAUUUGUUCAUUGCCGACACCACCAUACGUGGCUAUCUAACGGGCGUCAAUCCCACGGCUGGCUAUCUGACGGCGGGUCCUGCGCAAAGCGUGGAAGUCCUCACCUCACCGCCGCCCAUCGAUCGCGACGAUCCUUCGGCCCGACCACCCAUCGAUUAGCGACUUAUUAUCUGCCAGACUAAGGCUAAAGCCUAAGCUGGCACUUGAAUUGAUUACGCUAUCACGGAGCCUUUGAUUGCCACGGAAUCUGACAUAUGGAAACGGACACAGACUUGCACGGGUUCUCCCCAAUUAUUGUA